Molecule: messenger RNA, 1278 nt
Organism: Pterocles gutturalis (yellow-throated sandgrouse)
Lineage: Eukaryota; Metazoa; Chordata; Aves; Pterocliformes; Pteroclidae
Exons: 5
Biological process (GO): microtubule bundle formation
Cellular component (GO): microtubule cytoskeleton
Molecular function (GO): microtubule binding
Source: RefSeq, a predicted model, not a curated record
GGAUCAAACUACCUAGAAUCUCCUAUUGGUCACUUGGAAAGCUAUGGAGCACCAAAUUUAUACCAGGCUCCUAGACAGCUGGUGGGCUUACCGGAGAAUACUGUGAUGCUUGAUGAAAUGACCCUUCGGCACAUGGUCCAAGACUGCACAGCUGUAAAAACUCAGUUAUUGAAACUGAAGAGAUUACUGCACCAGAAUGAUGAAAAUGUGUCAGUCCAGGACAGCCCACUCUCAGUUCCGUCAAGUCCAGAACCACAUGAACCUGAGUCAACUUUUAAGAUGGAUGAUCUGCUGAAUGAGAUCAGGCAACUUAAAGAUGAACUGAAGAAAAAGGAUGAAACAAUCAACCAGUUAGAGCAUCAACUUGCCACUAGAUGUAAUUGCCGGAAAGACAGCCAAAAACCUAUAGGGACGGUGGGCGCAUAUGUUGAUAAAUUUACGCAAACCUCCUGGAGGAGGAGUACUCCUCAAGUACUACAGCCUUCCAGCAGCCUUCCCAAUUCCACAGACCUCGCCCAGGGAAAACUAAUAAAAAUGCCACAUAUCGAGGCCCACAGUGAAUAUCCUAAACAUGGUCUGCAUGAAAAUAGCAAUCAUCUGAAUCAAAAUGCUGCAAAUAUGUCUCUCACAAAUAGCCUGAAUUACGUAAACUCUUUAAAGAGCAUACAGUUAAACGUAAAAGAUGAGAAUGCAUCAUAUUUGAAAAAUAAAAAUACUGAAGACCCUGGAGGGGUGGCUAGUAAUAAAGAAGGUACAUUACCAUCUCAUUCCUGUUUUCAGACCUCUACACGAGUUGAUGCUAGAGAGGUUCAGACUGCAUUAGCUGGAAAAAAUCAGCCCUCGUUCACAAACCAGGCUUCUCGGCCAAAGACUUUAAGAAUCGCAAAGCCCCCAAAUGCUUUAGUGCCUCCUACGAUGGCUGUUCUCGCACGACCUGCAAAUCAUUCCACUGCUUCCAAGGAACCUGAGCUUCUACCAUCAAGUAGUUUGACUCAGCUACAGCCAACAUCUGGUCGUGAUAACCUAAAGGGUAAACAGAGUCAGAAAGUGUCUAAACUUCGCCCACCAACUAUGUCCUUUGUUAAAUCUAAGCAAAUGAGCAGUCAGAAAUCCACACCAGUGUCUGCAGAGCCUCCAAACACCUGUUUGAAGACUAACCUCCCAAAGCCACCAGUACAGAGAAAGGAAAAUGUGCAAACACAGAAUACCAGUUUGCACGCUGGGGAUAGUUUGCCCUCUAAUUGGCAUUCCCGCCUCCCUAAACCAAAGACACAUUGA